AUGAUUGGGAAUGGAACCCCAGUCAGAGACGGAGCAACAGGACGGGCUUCUUCGAGGCUGCCUUCUCUUUCUGGCGGAAUUGACACACCCUCUGGGCCGUCGGAUCAGACUCCGGAAGACGUUGAGGGGGUGGUGGUUCGUUCCUCGGAGGAGGAGGAGGAGGAGGAGGAGGAAGAGUGGGUGCUGCUGGACCCAGGCCAGAGAGCCAUGCGCGGCAGAGAAGCCACGGAGGAGCCUUACGGCGACCAGGCAUCUAAGAGUGAAACAGGGUCUCCCGGUCACCAAGCUGGCGGCCUCUCCAGUUCAGAGAAGGACAAAGAAGAGGAGGGUCCAUUUCUUGAGAGCGCCGAGGAAGAAGGAAGAUCAACCGCUUCUGGGAGAGAGAAGAAAAAAAUGAGGAAGGAGGAGAGAAAGAAGGGGGAAGGUGGAAAAAAGCCGGGGAGUGGACCUUUUCCUGAAGCCGCACAUGUUGAUGGGCUCCCAGCCCUCCGAGAAUGUCACGAGGGACAUAAAAUGGUGAUUCAAAAGAGGAAGAAGGCCUUGAAAUCUUCCGAUUGCGAGAAAAGCUUCAUCCAGCAGUUGUACCUGACCAAACACGGGAAGAACAUCCACGCGGGAGCGAAGCUCUAUACGUGCUCCGAAUGCGGAAAAGGCUUCAAUUACAGAACGAACCUUAAGGUUCACCAAAGAGUCCACACUGGAGAGAAGCCGUACGAAUGCUCAGAGUGCGGAAAGACCUUCAGUCGGAGCACAAACCUCAAAUCCCACCUAAGGAUCCAUGCGAGGGAGAUGCCGUAUGAAUGCUCGGAGUGCGAAAAGAAGUUCGGCAACCUCACCAAGUUUAAAUGGCACCAGAGGGUUCACCAAAAGAAGCUGUUUCCGUGUUUGGAUUGCCCCAAGGGAUUUGCGUCCAGCACCGAACUUAAGGCCCACCAACGAAUCCACACCGGAGAGAAAAUUCAUCAGUGCUUUGAGUGUGGAAAAGGUUUCAGUCACAGCGUGACCCUGAAGAUUCACCAAAGGACCGCACACAGAGGGAAAACAGCCAGCGAUUCUGUCACAGAUCUUGUUAGUACAAGCGACCCCCCAGAGUCCUAAUUUUGUUUUUUGGUGUAUCGCAUUGAAAGCCGUUUUUUAAAUUUAUCUCCCCCGCCUUCUUAAAAAAACCCUCUAUGUGGUGUUAGCUCUGUCUCAUUUUUGCUCAGAUGAGGAGAGACUAGAUGCUGCAUCAUCAUCAUCUUUGAACUGUGGAGCUGGAAGGGUCUCUAAAGGUCAUCAUGUCCAAACCCUUGUCUAUGCUUGGUCAACAAUGGAUGUCUAGACUCUCCUAGCUUUCCAGUGUGAAGACAGCCUGGAGCCCCUGCCCUCAACCCCUCCAGGUGGCUUGCAUUUAUAGGGAUUCGAUCCACUUCCUCUCUGUAAUCCAGAAAAGCUUACACUGAAAUAAAUGGUGUCACAACCCUUCCA
This is a messenger RNA of Pogona vitticeps (central bearded dragon), 1467 nucleotides long. The record is from RefSeq and is a predicted model, not a curated record. NCBI's taxonomy places the organism in Eukaryota, Metazoa, Chordata, Lepidosauria, Squamata, Agamidae.